Brassica napus (rape) is the source of this 704-nucleotide messenger RNA. Its product is annotated as jacalin-related lectin 15-like. Lineage: Eukaryota; Viridiplantae; Streptophyta; Magnoliopsida; Brassicales; Brassicaceae. Bases 85 to 534 code for a protein of 149 amino acids. Gene Ontology annotation, molecular function: carbohydrate binding. The record is from RefSeq and is a predicted model, not a curated record. The transcript is spliced from 2 exons.
CACGUUCUCAUCCAUCAAAUCAACUUAAAUAUACAUAUCUGAGUUAAAAAAUAGUAACACGCAUCACAUUAUCUUAAUCUCACGAUGGCUCAGAAGCUGGUAGCUAAAGGCGGCACCGGAGGAGGCACGGAAUGGGAUGAUGGCCACCAUGAAGGUAUAUCACAGAUCUAUAUAAGAGAGGGCUGUGAAGGCAUAGAGUCCAUCAAAUUCGACUAUGUCAAGAACGAAGAACCUAAAGCUGGACCAAUCCAUGGUGGCUCGGGUCAGAGUUUCACUGAGUCGUUUGAUCUAAACCAUACCAUUGAUGAACAUAUCGUAUCUGUCAAGUGUUACUACGACGAGGGUGCGAUACAAGGCCUUGUGAUCAAAACCAACAUCAUGACUUCUGCACUCAUGGGAUACAACCUUGGUACUACGUUCAAACUUGAAGUCAAAGGCAAGAAGAUCAUUGGGUUUCAUGGAUCUUCUGACAAAAACCUUCGCUCUCUAGGAGCUUAUUUCGCACCGCUUUCUCCUGCUAAUUUGAAAUACUAAUUGGAAAAAGCUACAUAUGCUCUUCAUCCGUUUGGUUUAAUGUUGUUUUGAGUCUGUACUAAUUUACUAUGUCAUCAUCUUUCAUGUUUGUUUUGGUGUGGCUUUCACAAAUUCCAUCAUUUGCAAGUUGUAAACUGCAGUAAGGUAUUUGAAUUUUAAUGUUGGUUUGA